AUGAUCAAGACCUUAAAUCCUUAUCCCAACCCAGCAAAAACUGCUGAAAUCAUGUCCAGGUACAGGCCCAUAGCUCCAAAGCCUGAAACUUCCUCAAAUUCCAUGAGUGAGGGUUCCUCCUCCCUCUCCCAAAAGAUCAAGCAGUCUCCUUAUCUUAGGAACCUAUGGCCACAGUUGCAAGCCAGGCCCACCAGGACAAGAAAGAGAGGUAGGACUCCUAUAACACUUCCCUCCUCUUCCCUCAAGAGACAGAAAACACAUGUCUUAGGAUUUUGUCCCCCUUGUCAUGUAACAUCCCCAGCAAAGAACCUUUCUUUACAGAGUUUUGCUCCUCCUCGUACCCUUCCUCCUCAACUCCCUCUCCCUCCUAACCAUGGAAUUGGAGUGCUCAAUUGCAGCUUGCAAAACACUGCUGCUACCAAUCCAAGCUUGGUUACACUUCCACUUCUUCCAUGCUCCCCUUCUGCUAAUUCCAUCCUCACAGAAACCAAAUUGGACUUAAAAACCAACCCCUGUAGGGAAGAGGUCAUUGAUUUGAACACCAAAGUGGAUAUCCCUGAAGAGAGGGAUCUUUUGCAACAACUACAAAAACCAGUUUCCAGCAAUGUUAUAGCACCUCAACCAGUUCGCCCCAUUGGCUCAUGCAUAAGUCUUGUGUGCAUUAGUGAAGACUCAACCCUUCCAUAUGUGGCUCAAACCCCCAAAAAACCACAGGAGCUUGAGGAAAUGGUUGAGUCUGAGGCCUUGCCAGCUAUCAUAUCAGACUCAAACAACAGGGUUAGAAUGGUAAAUUCUGCAUACAAGGAAAUGGUGGGUCAGCCAGAAUGUUCUUGGCUUGAGUCCAUGGUAAACGGUGGUGAUGGACACCUUCAAUGUGGCUCAUCUAGCAAGAGGAUCAGUGGAGAGGUAACAUUGAAUCUUUGUGAUUCCAACAUACCAGCUUCAUCAAAUGGUUUCUCUUGCUGGGUGAGGAUAGAAUGGGAAAGUGAACAGAAGAAGAACUCGGUGAAUGCUUUCUGUGACGUUACAAAGUUGUCUUGUGAAUCGAGGGACUACCACUUCACAUGGAGGUUCCACACUCGUACCAGGGAAGCUUCUCAAUCCAGUUGCAACGCUUGA
Messenger RNA from Abrus precatorius (Indian licorice), 1119 nucleotides. RefSeq lists its product as uncharacterized. The coding region runs from base 1 to 1119 and encodes 372 amino acids. The transcript has a single exon. The record is from RefSeq and is a predicted model, not a curated record. Lineage: Eukaryota; Viridiplantae; Streptophyta; Magnoliopsida; Fabales; Fabaceae.